Molecule: messenger RNA, 4637 nt
Organism: Anoplophora glabripennis (Asian longhorned beetle)
Lineage: Eukaryota; Metazoa; Arthropoda; Insecta; Coleoptera; Cerambycidae
Exons: 5
Coding region: 670-2073 (467 amino acids)
Source: RefSeq, a predicted model, not a curated record
GUGUGUUUUGUUCUUCAGUCUGUUUGUGACACUUGUCUGUGUCUGUGGACUGUGGUUGUUGUUGAGGUGAAAUUUCGUGAGUCGAUCGUUAUUUCGAUACGGGACAGUAAUCGCCAAAGACUACUUCAUUUAUCUGUUUAAAUAAGUGAUACUUUCAUUCAUAAAACUCCAGAAAACGGCGACGAAGUACAACAUGACAACCUAUUUAAAUAAGUAUUUAUAGGACACUGAUUUGUGCAGUGUACGAUCCGUGGGUUGAAUUCGAAAGUAGGGUUAAGAGUGCCAAAAAUUUGAUUUAUAAACAAAGGCUAGCAGGUUAUUUGCAAGGAGUUUACCAUUGGAUAAACACAUUUACAAGGUCAACAUAAAAGAUGUUCUACUCUCCUUCAUUCGCAUAACACCCAGACAGGGCGUUGAGGUCUACAUUUUUUGAUAUAACAUGAAGAAAAUAGCUAUGAAAAAGGAGAAAGCGGAGAAGUAAUUCGCAUUUCUCCGCGCCGAGAUUGCAGAGGCCGAGCCCGCUCCAGAUGUUCGUUUGUUCAGUACACCAGCACCGCUCAAAACAAUCGCAGUAGCCUGGCUGACACCACCAAAACAAAUCGUUAUCGGGAACAAGCGCGAGCGUAGUGAAAGUACGCGUUGGUCUCAGUGUUGAUACAAUGACUUGAGAUGUUAAAAGUGAACUGUUUAAUAAUGGAAACGUGCAAAUUCGUUGUUAUUUUGUUGCUCUAUUGUGUGACAACUGCCUACUGUUAUCCGUCGAAGCCUUUGAAUGAGAGAUCUCCAGACUUGACUUGGCAAGCAUGGCUGUUGCUGGAUGACCAGAACCAGAAUAAACAGCAAACCAACGCCGAUGGGAUGCUACGCAGGAGGAUAACUCCAAAAUCGGUGUUCAUCGCUCCUACCUUUAGUCCUGAUUCACUACCUCCGUGUGCGGACGGGUACACUUCAGACGUGAUGGGCAGAUGCGUUCCAAUCAUAAAGAUAGAUGAGGACGCUCAUUAUGGAUUUUUAAUUCAACGACUGAAGGAUAAAUUUGGACCUUUGGACUACGAGGAUUACCAGUUGGAGGACGAAAUGUCCACGCAAGGACCUUUACAGUUGAAUAUCCCUUUACAAAGUGAAGAGGAUGAUGAUGAAGAAACUGAUGUUGCUAUAGUUAUAUCACCUACGAAAAUGCUGAGCGCUAACGUAGACAAAAGAGGUAGUAGCGUGGACGAUGAAAAAAAACAAGAAUUUUUUUUAAAAAAGCUGGCGGCCACCACAACGAAGCAGCCUGAUGAAACGACAACUAUUUUAGUACCUAUGACGGACUUGAGCAGUGAAAAAACUAACACAGUGACCGAGGAAUUGAUUCCUGUCACAGAACCACUGACGACUACUGAGGAAGACAUCGCAAUUUCCACCCUGUCGCAUAAUACCAAACGAAGCACUGACAAUUUGGAAAAAGACAUCAUAACUACUACAGAGGAGUUGCCAGACACAACAACCUUUGAACCGACAACUGUACGGAAUAAGGAAAUUUCUACGUUUGCUCCAAAAGUGCAAUUAACAAACUCUGAAUCACAUACCCCAAUAGUAUUCAAGUUUCCGGAAGAGGUUGUUACGCAGAACUUUAAAAACACUUUUGUGAAAUUUCCCGACACCGACAUUUCGUUCCAAACGCAAAUUCCAUCGUCAGUAGAGUCGAUUCACAACACUCGCGAUGUCAGCAACGACGCGCCAUUUCCUCAUUUGGCGGACACUCCGGAAAGUGAUCGGAAAGUGGUUUUUCGCGAGCAGUCGCAACCGGAGGAGACUAAUUUAGAUUACAGUAACGGUGCAAGGCAUUUUCCUCCUUCGACCACUAAUCGCAAUUUCAACAGAAGAAAUCGCGACAAGUCCAACAGCAUGUUCCUCUUGCCUCCCAGGUGGAGCCAGUCGAAUUUCCAGAAGCCUCUGGUUUUGAGGUUUUCUAGAAAACACGCUUAUCUGGACGAGGCUCAGUUCAGGCAUCCGGACUACUACAGAGCAGUCCCGAUGGAUGAUUAUGCUUUCUUGUUUAGCAAACACAAACAGUCCAGUCAUAGGUAAUGCAAGUUUUUAUGUGAUUUUUUUAUUGUAAUAUAAAUAGUUGUUGUUGUAUAUAUAGGAUUGACAAUGUCGUGUGUUUUAAUAUCCCUAGUGAAAAUAACAUGUAUGUAACAAAGUCAGUACAAGUAACUUUCUGUUUAAGUAUUUUAUGUGCAAAGGAUUUAUUUUUAUAGUAAGCUUUAUUUAUUUUUCUUAGUCGUAAACGCGAAUAUUGUAUAUUUUUUCAAAUGCUUCGUUUUUGUAAGCUUUAUAAAUGUACCCAUUUCGAUCUUUGUGGGGGUAUCACCUUUUGUUAACGUGAAAUUUUUAUAAAUGACUUAUUUUCAAAUUGCUUUAUUGGAGGUGAUGCGUAGUUGCCUUAAUAAAAAAAUAAUAAUAAAAUUCGUAGGUAUCGAAAUGGGUAGAUAAAUAAUAUCAUGUUCACCAUGUAAAUUUAACAGUUUAUGUCUCAUCACAGUGAAUAGUAUUAUUCUCAUUUAUUAUUUAAUUAUCUAAAAGUGCCAACAAAAAAAAUUACUCCUUUUCAAUAGUUUUCACUUAUUUUCAUUUAUUUUACUCCUUGGUAAAAUUCUCAAAUACAUGUUUUAAUAUCUUUUAAAAAUAUAUACGGGGUGUUCUCUAUAAAACUCUUAAUCUAGUAAUUUUGGAAGCCAAAUUAAAGUAACGAAUUUGAAUAUUUAUUUUUUAAAUGCUUAGGGUUACCUACUUCACAAUUUAAUUUGAUGGUUUUUCAAAUGAAGCACUUUCUCUCAUUUAAAAAUUUCUUAUUGAUACAUAGAUACCAAAUGAUACUUUAUUUUUUAUAAAAUGGCAUGAGGAGUUUUAUUCGGAACACCCUGUGUAUGUAUGUAUGAUUUCAUGUAUAAAAUGUAUGAUUUAACAGAUGAUAAAUAUGUUGCAUUAGAGAUCAACACUAGAUCAACACGUUAAAAGAUAUGUGCUCUCAUAGAACAAAAUAUAGCAAAAAUUCCUUAAAAUUGGAAACUGUUCAUCAAUUUUUAUGCCAGUGAAUGCCUACUAAAUUUGAUCUUUUAUAUAAUAUAAACUGUAAAAUCUCCAGAAUAUUCUUCAUGGGAAUAUUUUGAAAUAUUCAUGAAAGAACACUGAAAGAAUACAAGAGUAAUGUUUUAAGUUGGCACUAUGCAACCUGAUUCACUUAAAGAUACCCAACGAAAAUGAUACAAAAAAUUUGGGCAACGCUCUUGAUUAAUGCCUUAUUUCUAUUGAAACUGUCAUAGAUGUCUUGAUAAUUGUUUAACUUUGUGUAACUAUAAAUAAUAGAAAUAGGUCAUCAUACUGCAAGGACAGAAUAUUUUUCCAUGGCUCACUACGUGAAAUUGUCUUUUUUAUCAAACUCUAUUAAAAAAUUCCAAAAGUAACAUGAUAUAUCUUAAUAUAGAGAGUAUCAUCCAUGUUUUAUGUUAAUUUAUGAAACUUUCAAGUCCUUGUUUUUAUUAUUAUAGAGAUAUAUUAAAGAGGCAUUCGAUAAUGCUUCCACCUCUUGACGUUUCUGGGGCUGCCGUAGGGGUAUAUUUAAGAGAAUCAUCCUGUAUGUCAUGUUUCCUGUAAAAAUAUACCUCUUAUUAAAUCUAUCCUGUCCCAUUGGACGGGAAGCAAUAUUUUUGAAGUUAUAAGGCAUAUUUUAGUCGCAAGUUAAAAAAAUGGCGGUUGCAGAUAUUUAGCAGCGCUAAAAUCGUUUCUUUUCUUUAAACAACCGAAAAAACUGAAAAAUUGAAAUUUAUAUUAAAGGAAAUAAGUCUACUAUUGACUGAGGUAGCUUUUCUAGUUCUAGUCGGAAAAUACGUAUCGUAAAAGUGUUGCAUUUAAACAAUAAAUAUCAUGGAAAUUUAAUUCUCUUAUGUUGUUUAUUUUUUUUACUAAGGUAACGCAUUUUCUUUUUUUUGUGGUUUUUUAAACACAAAAAAUUUAUUUAAAAGGUGUCAACUAGUGGGGUAUAGUUUUUUUGGAAAUAUUCUGUAUAUUAUUCUCCAUUUCAUCAUAACUAUAGUAGACGCUGUUUUUGAUAGUCUUUUUUUAUUGUUAUUUUUGUUUUCUACAGCAAGUUGAUAAAUUGUUGAAGCAGAGAAGUUUUUGGAUGGAAAUUUUGGGUUAUUUGAACAGCAGGUCUGUUAAAUGAAAGGCUUUCAAAAACACUAAUUGAUGUAUUUAAAACCAGAUAAUCUAUAUUGUGUAUACUGCAGUAUUAUUAACUUAUAACUAAUGUAGUUUUCCAUGUACUCGAUGAAAAUGUCAAAAAAUUGAUAACAAACAAUUUGUCAUUUAAAUAAGAUGCAUUUGUGUAAACAGUUUUAAUAUUUUUAUGUGAUUACAAUGUACGAUUAUUAGAGGUAAAUAACCCGAGUAACAAUUAGGCAUAAAGUCUUAUCUUGUUGUACAAACUGUAAAGUCAAAUCUAGGAUAAUGUGUACCGCAUAUAAUUAUUGUAUUGAAAAAUGAUGUUCGUAAGAAUAUAUGGUAUUUAUUGUAUUUAUUACAUGACUUAUUUUUGUUAUUGAUCAUAUUUUGUGCCAGUAUACCUAAAAAUUAAUCGAAAAUUAUAUCCA